Molecule: messenger RNA, 2362 nt
Organism: Linum trigynum
Lineage: Eukaryota; Viridiplantae; Streptophyta; Magnoliopsida; Malpighiales; Linaceae
Source: the annotation of a GenBank genome assembly
GAAGCCGAAAGGUUAACGACUGAACGGAAAAUCACAAACAAAGACCAGCUAAAGACUCAAAGCUUCCCACUCAGACAGACCCACUUCUUCAGAAAACAUUAUCAUUUUGUCUCAUCUGCGUUUCUUCCCUUUUAAUAAUCAAAAUCAAGCUCUUCAUUUCUGUGAUCGGAUCGAUUCAUCCCCAAGAAAUUUCAGUCGCAGAAGGUGAGUGGUGACUAUGCCCACUACCUAAUUGAGAGGGUUUAAGGGUUUACUGGAGACGAGUACACAAAGCAGAGCGGCGGUCAAUUUUGUUGUUGGAAGGUUGGAAUAAUGGCGACGGAGCAGAGUAAUUCCGCUUACAAGGAAUACGUAGCUGGUUUGCUCGCCGGCGUCGCCACCGUAAUGAUCGGCCAUCCCUUCGACACGGUCAAGGUGAAGCUGCAGAAGCACAACACUGAAACUCACGGGAUAAAGUACAGGAAUGGUUGGGAUUGUUCGGCUAGGAUAUUACAGACGGAAGGAGUUAAAGGACUGUAUAGAGGAGCGACUUCAUCUUUUGUAGGGGUAGCAGUUGAAAGUUCACUUCUUUUCGGCAUUUAUUCACGGACAAAGCAGUCCCUGCAGAAAGGAGUGCAAACCGAUAAACCUCAGCCUCGAGUAAUAAUCCCCUCUGCAGCUUACGGUGGAUCAAUUAUCAGUUUCAUAUUAUGUCCAUCCGAGCUAGUCAAGUGUAGGAUGCAAGUUCAAGGGGCAGACUCCUUGGUUCCAAAGCUCAGCAGAUACAGUAGUCCUCUAGAUUGUGCAAUUGAAACAGUGAAAAAAGAUGGAGUUACGGGUAUAUUUCGUGGGGGUCUGACUACAUUAAUGAGAGAAGCUGUUGGAAAUGCUGUAUUUUUCAGUGUCUAUGAGUAUGUCCGUUAUUACAUGCACAGACACCUGAAGGGCGAUUCUUCCAAUCGCAGCAAUGUGAUGGACAUGGGGAUUGGAAUCGUAACCGGAGGACUUGGUGGUGUAGCGUUCUGGUCUGUUGUGCUGCCACUUGAUGUGGCGAAAACCAUCAUCCAAACUUCACCAGACAACAACUCAACGAGGAAUCCAUUCAAAGUCUUGAAUGCAAUCUACAGGAGCAAUGGGGUGAAAGGAUGCUACACAGGUUUGGGCCCCACAAUUGUGAGAGCAUUCCCUGCCAAUGCUGCUGCAAUAGUCACCUGGGAGCUAGCCAUGAAGAUGUUGGGGAUCAAUCGCGACUAAGAAGACAAUCGACGACCAAAUAUUAAACGACUCUGACUUAGACUGAACUAGCAUUCGAAGACGAUCCCUGAUUGUAUCAAGUACCAGCAUUUGAACAUGAUCCCUGAUUGCAUUGAGUAGCAGUUUAAAACCACUGAUUCUGGACAAAACUUCUGUACCAUUUUUCAGCAGCGGGGUUCUUAGACCCAUUGAUUAACUACAUGCUGCAUUCUUUAAGCCUGCAAGUUCUGCUCUUCGCCACUUAAUUGCCUAAACUAGUGCAUUAUUUAUGGUCUUUCGGCUUCAGUAUUUUGCAGGAAAAGGUACAGGAGAUAGAUAUCACUCAGUUCCCAGAUUCUAACUGCAAAACAGUCGUCUGGGUUUGGAAUAAGGCAUUGGAAUGCCACUAAUUACAUUGUGAAAACAAGCUUGCAUACAUUAUUAGAUACAAAUUCCCAAAUGCAGAUUAGGGACUAAGGAUUGUAGGUGACUUGACAGAAGAGAGAGAGCAACUUAUUACUGGCCAAUUUCAGGCAGAUUAGGUAGGGCAUACUAAUGCAUAGAUGGUGGUGGUGGUGGUGGUGGGAACUGGGGAUUGAGCUCAAUUGUACCCUUCAGUCGAGCUUUUCCGGCGGCGUUCGUUGUGGCCGGCCAGACGCCUCCUGCAGCUCUUUUUGGUGUCGUCGAACUCCGACAACUCGUGGAACCUGCACCAGAUUUACCAGAAGCUUCACUUCAAAUCUUCAAUCAUCAUGAUCCUCAAGUUGCUAGGAUCACAAGUGAAAAAAUGAACAGUGAAAGACAGGAAAGUAACUGUGGUAACAACAGGGGAAACAGCCAAAAUGUCUGGUACUGCUGCUGUUGGGAGUACUCGGCCCAACUUCAUGCAUAUAAUUUCUGUAACACACAAACAUGUACAAUUCGUCCUACGUUGGUACUGUACGAUUUUCCUCAGUUCUUGUUGGUUUCAUUGUCUUUGAACUAAUAAUUCACAUGGUUUGGAAAGAAAGGACAGGGGGUAAUUACUAGUGAAAGAUGGCAUCUAGUUUACCUAUUAGGCAAUACAGUAAUAUAUUCAAAUUCUAACUCUAAUGGAAGAUAUAAACUAAACAGAGAUCACUAGAUUCGAACAUAAAACCAUUAGAUUCAA